Molecule: messenger RNA, 665 nt
Organism: Sorghum bicolor (sorghum)
Lineage: Eukaryota; Viridiplantae; Streptophyta; Magnoliopsida; Poales; Poaceae
Product: outer envelope pore protein 16, chloroplastic
Exons: 6
Coding region: 62-508 (148 amino acids)
Biological process (GO): protein import into chloroplast stroma
Cellular component (GO): chloroplast outer membrane
Molecular function (GO): amino acid transmembrane transporter activity
Source: RefSeq, a predicted model, not a curated record
CCAUAACAGCCUUCCCAGGACCGAGUUAAAUCCAAAUCCAAGCUAAGACUAACAUAAUAUAAUGCCUCACGGCGGCUUCUCCGGCAGCCUGACGUCACCGAAAUUCGACUUUGCCGUGGACAUGGGCCAUCCUUUCCUCAACCGCACCGUCGACGGCUUCAUCAGGAUCGGCGCCGUUGGCGGUUGCAAGGUCGCCGCCGAGGAAACCUUCGAGUGCCUGCAAAGAGGGGACGUUUCCAAGCACAAAGUCGAGCACGCGCUGAAGAAAAUGUGCAAGGAAGGCGCCUACUGGGGUACUGUUGCUGGUGUAUACGUCGGGGUGGAGUACGGAAUCCAGAAGAUCCGUGGACACAGGGACUGGAAGAACGCGAUGGUUGGAGGUGCCCUGACGGGAGCCUUGGUGUCUGCCGUGAACAACCACCACCGGCACAACGUGGUGAAGAACGCCAUCACCGGAGGAGCCAUCGCAACGGCCGCCGAGUUUCUCACCCACCUCACCUCAUCAUGAUUAUAUUCAUGACCCACACCUCUCGUUACCUCAUCCGAUCCGCUCCAUCCAUCUAUUUUUUCUAGCUUGAUAAAUGAUGAUGUACUAUAUUGUAUUGUAUUGUAUUGUAUUGUAUUGUAUUGUAUUGUAUUGUAUUGUAUUAUAUUAUAUUAUAUUA